Messenger RNA from Knipowitschia caucasica, 852 nucleotides. The record is from the annotation of a GenBank genome assembly. NCBI's taxonomy places the organism in Eukaryota, Metazoa, Chordata, Actinopteri, Gobiiformes, Gobiidae.
AUGUUCAUGCUCCAUCUCGGGAUGCGGCUCCAGAGCAGCUGGGGUGUGAUCCCACAUGAGGAGAUCGCUGGGAUGUCCGCAGGGAGCUUCCUGAACACCAACCGGGGCGUCUCAAUCCUUAUACGACGCGCUAGUCUAGAAGAUUAUGUGUUGUUUAUGAGAAGAGGGCCUGCCAUUUCCUACCCUAAGGACGCAGCUGCUAUGCUCAUGAUGAUGGAUGUCUCAGAGGGAGACUGUGUUCUGGAAGCUGGGUCUGGAUCAGGAGCCAUGUCACUGUUUCUGUCUCGUGCAGUUGGAGCAAGCGGCAGAGUAGUGAGUGUGGAGGUGAGGGAGGACCACCUGAGAAGAGCGGUUCUGAACUACAGCCGGUGGAGGACUUCAUGGGAGCUGCGGCGAGAGCAGCCGUGGCCGGAUAAUGUGGAGUUUGUGCAAGCAGACCUCUGUAACAGCCCAGUCCUGGAGGGGCGAGGAUUUCAUGCGGUGGCUCUUGACCUCAUACAUCCUCAUCUAGUUUUACCCACUGUGAACCGAUACCUUCAUUCUGGGGCUGUGUGUGCCGUCUACCUCGCAAACAUAACUCAGGUGGUGGAUUUACUGGAAGGACUUCGCUGUCUGCACAUCCCUCUUCUGUGUGAGCGCAUCGUGGAGCUCCCGGCCCGAGACUGGAUCGUGGCUCCGGCUCUCCACAAAGAUGGCUCCUACUGCUCAAGGAAGUCUCCAAAUGCGGAAGAAAACUCGGAAGAAAAAAGCGAAAAAGAAGCACCUUUUGGGAGUGUUCCUUACAUUGCCAGACCUCACCCUCAACAACUGAGCCAUACAGCAUUCCUGGUAAAACUGAGGAAACAUACCUAA